UCGCAGUAGGAGCCCUGCUGAUACAAUACAGCCAUACACCACACUGGGUCGAGACCGGGAAUAGCUGGAAGAAUGGGGGAAAAAAGGGCCAAGAUGACCCCACACCUGUACAUGAGCUCAAAGAUCCUGAUGAAGCUCCUACUGGUCCUGUGCCUGGUCUCCCUCAUAGGACUACUUUUUGCCCACAAGGACCAGAUAGUUGAUAAUUUAUCACCAAGGUGGAGUGUCUAUUACAAGAGCUACCUAACAAAGGACAAUAGUGGGUCCGAAGAAAUAGACGAACAACUAGUCACAUCUACACAAUUUUCUACAGAGCCUCUACAACCUAAGGCCACCACCGCAGCCCCUUCUCCAAAACCAUCUAUGGCCCCCAACAAGCCUAUAAAAAUUACCCCUACACUUCAAAAAGUGUCCAUCAAGCCAAUAGAUGAGUUGGUGGAAUCAUCACAUGGACCCACCCAAAGACCAAAUGUGACCCUUAAGCUUCAGAAUGCAUCAACUCGAAAAUCCACAACCUUUAACUACUUGGGGGAGAAGUACGCCACCGAUGAGACACACGUCAAUUCUAAAUGUCCAAACCGCACAAGAGAUAAGCUCGGGAGUAAGGAAUUCCAAGAUAUGUUUUUGGAAAAAAUACCAGUUUUGCAGUGGAAAAAACAUGCUCAAGAGUCGGAAUACCAAAGACUUAAGAAAUACAAUGGAGCUCAAGGUUGGGAGGGAGUGACCUGGCAGAUUAUUAAGGAAUCACUUAACAUGUUGAACUCCACGGGUAAUGUCUACAUGUUCGAUACCUGGAGAGGGCAGAAGCCUUGUAUUCGGUGUGCUGUGGUGGGCAAUGGUGGCAUUUUGAAUGGAUCUGGAAUGGGACAAGAGAUUGAUUCCCAUGACUAUGUCUUCAGGGUGAAUGGUGCCAUUACGAAGGGUUUUGAGAAGGAUGUUGGCGAACGAACUUCGUUCUUUUCAUUCUCAACAAAUACAUUGAUGAACUCAUUAAAUUCAUAUGGGAAUAAAGGAUUCAAGAUGGUUCCCCGUACACCGGAAACCCGCUAUGUCAUCUUACCGGAUCAUGACAGAGACUAUUUAAUGGUGCGGGCAGCUCUCACAAACACCAUUAUUGAUCGGGGUUGGGACAAGGGCAAAGAUCCUUCCCACUAUUUUGGCAAGAACCUGACCACAGAACAUUUUAAGAUCCUGCACCCCGACUUUAUGCGAUACCUCAGAAACAGGUUCCUCAAUGAUCCAAUUUUAAGGACAACGAGUCGCGACAUUUAUCGGGCAUCUACAGGAGCCUCUCUGCUGCUGGCUGCUAUACACACUUGUGACCAGGUCAACGCUUAUGGGUUCAUGACGCCAAACUAUAAGAAAUUUUCCGACCACUACUUUGACUCCACCUACAAGCCGGUCAUCUUCUAUUCAAACCACAACUUCCGUAAGGAGAUGAUCCUCUGGCAGAAGCUGCACAAUGCCGGGGUAAUAAAGCUCUACAUGAGGGACUGAGGUUGGAGGAGCCAGACCCAGUCAUCCCGAAUAAGGACUCCACUGGCAACCUCAGGGGUGGGUACAUGAGAUGCCACCCUCCUGCCAGCUCUCUGCUUUGGCAGGUUACUUCAUUGACGUUAUCGCUCCGAUUCGACCAUGUGAUGGUCUCUUGUGGAAAGGACCAUUUAAGGGUUAUGUGGCUUGCCCAUGAGGGUUAUCUUCGGAGGGCACAGGCUGGACCUCCAGCGAGGACCAUAAUGCAGUUUCCAGCCAACUGUCAAGAUUAUUAUUUUUUUUAUCCAAAACUUGAAAAGCAUUUUCUUUACCUCCAGUCCUUAUCUGCAUUCUGGAAAGAUGGGUGGCCACCACAGCUUUUUGAGACUCCUGAACAGCUAGAGUGAAAUUCCUUUUUGCCUGCAUCGGAUAAUACGGAAAAGUUCAUGAAUCCAUUUUCUUUAAUCAUUUAGAAAGGUUGGUCAUCUGGAUCAGAUCUACAAUGUAAUAUGGACCAGGAGUAGAAGACCAAGCAGAAGGAACCAAUUAGGAAAUUCUUGAUGAGAAAUCAGCUGAGACCUCUGACACGAAGUUGCUUGUUUCUUCUGCAGAGGCCACUACUGGAGAAAUGUGGUAUUACAUUUUGCCCAUGUUGCUUGCAUCACUCUGCAGUCUGGCUAAUAGAGAGGGAGGGGUCCCAACCAGGGAAUGUCCUCCAUCAGGGGCGGAUUAAGUGGCCCAAAGACACCGGGCUGUUCCUCAAGCCUUGGUCCCAUGGGUUAAAAAAAAUUAUACUGCACGGUACACCGCCCAUCCCUAAUGCUAAAGACAUACCCUGACAUUAAAUUCAGCACUACCAAACAUACAGGAGAAUGCAGUACCACAUACCUAUUACAUCCAGUGAGGUCUCCUCUGAUGUAGACAUUCUGUUUCAUCAUCUUCCCCAAGGAAGCAGAUGCCGUCUUAGGUUGAUGCCACACAGACAUCUCUGGUUCCUUGCUUUUCUCUCAUCCUCCUCC
Bufo bufo (common toad) is the source of this 2492-nucleotide messenger RNA. Its product is annotated as alpha-N-acetylgalactosaminide alpha-2,6-sialyltransferase 2-like. The coding region runs from base 73 to 1497 and encodes 474 amino acids. NCBI's taxonomy places the organism in Eukaryota, Metazoa, Chordata, Amphibia, Anura, Bufonidae. The record is from RefSeq and is a predicted model, not a curated record. Gene Ontology annotation, molecular function: sialyltransferase activity. The transcript is spliced from 9 exons.